This is a messenger RNA of Dothidotthia symphoricarpi CBS 119687, 1107 nucleotides long. RefSeq lists its product as uncharacterized. The transcript has a single exon. Bases 1 to 1107 code for a protein of 368 amino acids. Gene Ontology annotation, molecular function: crossover junction DNA endonuclease activity; 5'-flap endonuclease activity. Gene Ontology annotation, biological process: double-strand break repair via homologous recombination. Lineage: Eukaryota; Fungi; Ascomycota; Dothideomycetes; Pleosporales; Dothidotthiaceae. Gene Ontology annotation, cellular component: Slx1-Slx4 complex. The record is from RefSeq and is a predicted model, not a curated record.
AUGUUGACUAUGUCCAAAAUGGAAAGUAAGCCAAUACCUGCAUUCUACUGCUGCUAUCUACUCCGCUCUAAAAAACGCAAUGCCUUCUACAUCGGUAGUACACCCAACCCAGCACGUCGUCUUGGUCAGCACAAUGGCUCGAGCAAGGGUGGCGCAAAACGAACAGCAAUGCAGGGAAAGCGGCCGUGGGAGAUGACUUGCAUCGUCACUGGCUUUCCAUCGCACUUUGCUGCAUUGCAAUUUGAAUGGGCGUGGCAAAACACGCACGCAACGAGGCACAUUGAGCGAGAGGUCCGCGACGCAAGAGUCAAGGAGCUACAGAAGGGCAAGAAAGUGGCAUCUGCAUCACCGAACAGAAGGCGGAAGAGACCGCCUAUGAGUAUGGAAGCGAGGCUGAAGAAUCUGCAUCAUCUACUGGGCGUUGGGAGUUUUAGCCGAUGGCCACUGGACCUCAGGUUCUUCGCGAAAGACGUGUUUGCGCAAUGGGAAAGGCACAUUGCAAAGUUGCCAACCAAGCUGCGGAAGAGCGUAACAAUCCAUGUCACUCCCGCCGAACUCCCAAAACUAGCAGCGGACGUCUGGGCAGAAGUUGGAGUAUUCCAUAUCCCAGAAAUUAUUCGGACCAUCCCUGUCGCAUACGAAGACUGCAAAGCGUAUGUCGAAAAAGCAAAGAGAGAGUUGGAAGAUGAGCAGACGCAGCUUUGUGGCGUGUGCAAGACAGAAGCAGACGCGAGUACUUCGCUCAUUCUGAUCUGUCCGAUCGAAUCGUGCCAGACAAUCUCGCACCUGAGUUGUCUGUCUAAGAAGUUUCUCGCAGAAGAAGGAAAUCAAGAUGCCCUAGUUCCCAUAGAAGGCAAAUGCCCUGGAUGUCGCAAUCCCCUCAAGUGGGUGACCAUUAUGAAAGAACUCAGUCUACGAACCCACGGUCAAGCAGAGAUCGAAGCCAUGUUCAAACCCAAGCGAAAACGGAAGGGCGCGGACAAUGUCUCGGAAACGGAAGCGGGGGAGACACUGGAACUGAGUGAAGAUGACGAAGAUCUUGACGAAACAUGGAUGCUAGAUGUAGACGAUGACGAAGAAAAGUCUUCCAAACCAACCCAUACUUGA